GGGCUUCUGCUGUGAUUAGCACAUGGAGUGGGGUGGCUGCGGCUUGCUCUUUUCCGUGCGGAAUCGCUAUCAAGAGAUUUCGGAAGCAUAAUUUUUGCUACUGGGGGUAGCUGGUAAUCGCUUGUUCUGGCUCCCCGCUUUACGGCUGUUGAAUAAUGAUAGUUUUGGAUUAGUCCGGAUUUACGCGUGCUUAAAUUCGCUUUGUCCGCUGAAAGAGGAACCGUAGGAAAAAGCACUGAAAGAUUGAAGGGAAAAGUAUUUUCUAGAGAAAAGUGUUAAACAUGGAUAGUGUUUUCCUCAUAGAGGCGAAGGCCAAUUCCGUCUUAAAAAGAUACCCACGGGCUAAUGGACUUUUAGAAGAACUUAAAAAAGGAAACAUCGAGCGUGAAUGUUAUGAAGAACGCUGUGAUAGAGAAGAGGCAAGAGAAGCAUUUGAAAAUGAUGAAAAGACAGCAGAAUUUUGGAAAGACUACACCAAUGGACUCUAUGGAGGAAGUAACGCAGGACAGAACUGGUACCCAUUUUACCUAACGUUUCCUCUAGUCAUUGGCCUUUUGGUGGUGGUUCUUAUUAUAUUUGUCACAUGGAGAUGCCUGUUCCAAAAACAUCCACAUGGACAGUCCAUGUACACACAGAGCAGAAGCAGAGAAGAUACAGAUGGCAGAGCCAUUCCUGAUGGGAGAAAUCCUAUCCCUCAGUCAUUCAGUGUUCUUCACUCUGCCCAAGAAGAAAUGUUUGAAGGCAAUGGACGCUCCCCAGGGUACCUGAGCUACACAGAGAGACCUAUGGAUUUCUUACCAACCCGGUUGUCGAACUGUGAGCCACCGCCAUCCUAUGAGGAAGUUGCUGGUGAAAGUACCACAUACAGAAAUGAACCUGCAAAUCAUUUGGAUCCACCUCCUCAGUAUGAGGACAUUGUGAAUAGCAUUUCAGUCCCUCAUGUUAACAUCAAAUGAAAGAGAACGAUGACAAGCUCCCUUUGUUUCCAAGCAAAUGAACCUUAACACUUUUUAGCACUUUAUUGCAGCUUGAUGUUUCAAAGAUUUCUACUGUAUUAUGCCGAUUCUUACUCUCUAAAUUUGGGUUUAUUCUGUGAGAAUCCCUACACUUGGGGAAACAAAAUGGUCCUCAGCGUAACUUAGAUAUUAACACUAGGUAUGGCAUUAUUGUCGUGGCGUACUUUUUUCUACUAUUGAAAGUGGUGCUAAUAAAUGGCUCAAUUAUCACAACAGAUUGUCUAUGCAGAUGGCAAAACAGGACUGGUUUUAUCUAGGUUCAGAAAUUAAGCAAAGUUGGUCUUGAUUUUUGUUUCAAUGCGAAACCUCCAGGGAAUAAUAGCAAGACUAGACUAAACUAGGAAAGUCAAGAAAAGAUCUUGAAGGCAAAGUUAAACCACUUCUGUGUUGCUCUCAAGAAAACUACAUAAAUGUAUCCAUGAAAUCAGAAGUGAAGUCGGGCUUGAAAAAGACUUAACCUUGAACAAAAUGGAUUACAGCAAGAAACGCUGACAAUUUCCCCCUCAGAAUAAGUAUUUUUUGAAACCUUGCAUAGCAAAAACAAGCAAAUCAUUUAGUAGGAAUCAUGUAGUAGGUUUGUCUCUGAAAUCUUCUACUUGUUACAAUGAACACUCAUUAAAACCAGUGGGGGUAUUCAGCCGUUCUAUCCGGUUCGGUCGAAUUGGUAGCGGCGGCUGCAGGUAGCUCCGCCCACCUGCCUGGAUGUAAUCACGUCCCAUUUAUCCACGUUUUUGACACUGCGCAUGCGCGGAGGUGCACGCUCACAUUUGCGAACUGGUAGUGAAGGUAAGUGAAUACCAUCCCUGAUUAAAACGUGUUGAUGAUUAACUAUAUUCAAGCACAAUAUAGUUUGAUUCUUCAGAUGAGUGUUAAAGAAGUUUUGUAAUGCUUUGAUCUACAUUUCCAUUUGUAAGCACCCUAAAGACUAUGAUUCUGGAGACUCCCUAUGUUCUCUUUUGACUGGCGUCAUUCCAAUGACAACGGCUUCUCUUCAGUCAUUUGUGCACUGAGCAUAAAGGCUUGCAGAAGAGUAAUCACACUGGUUUGCAUCUCAGUAAGGGCUAUAAUGUCUUUCUUUUCCCAAUAAAGCUUUCUUCCAAAACCGUUUACAUAAAAUGAGUGAAUUCUUUAGGGCAGCCAGUGUCAUUGGAAUGACAUCAGCCAACAAAAUAAUAACUCCUCCAGUUUAAAUAAGGCCUGAAUAGAGUUAGUAGUCAGUAUUAAUAUAAUUUUCCUUUGUGUAAUAACAAUAUUCUAAAGCAGGGAGUGUCAAACUCGAGGUCCGCGGGCUAAAUCUGGCCUGCAAUGUUAGAUCUGGCCCAUAGGGCCACCCUGGAAACAGUGAAGGACUGGCCCAGCGCAGGCCGAACUACAACCUGGUGGCAGCCAUCUGGGCCAGAACACAGUUUGCCUUAUAUCUGCGGGGCUACCUGAAGCCAGUGAUGGGCUGCCCCCUGGGUGCACACGGACAGCACACACGGGGCCUUUGCAUCCCCAGGGACCAUCUUGCCCUGCAGGCUGACUGCGUUCUGAGCGCAUCCCUUUCAUCCAGGACACAUGCGCUCACCACUUCCUGUGUGCAUGCUCAGGGGGCGGGGCCAAGGCUGUGGGGCGGUCUCUCGCUAGCUCCAGGCUGGCUGUGUGGGCCAGAUCUAAGACUAGUGGUGGGUUGCUACCGGUUCACCCCGGAUCGGGUGAACCAGUAGUGGCGGCAGCGGGAGGCUCCGUCCACACGCUCGGACGCUUCUGCACAUGUGCAAAAGUAUUGCAAGCGUACGCACACCCACGAGCGAACUGGUAGCGACGGGUUUUGAAACUCGCCCCUGUCUAAGACUGACCAUGUCCCGGCCCGAAUGGCCGCAGCAAAUUGUAGAUCAGCACUGCGCAUGCACGAGCACCUCCAUGCCCCACUUGCCAGCCUGCCCUUGCAGUCUGCGAGUCUUCCCUUUCACUGGGGCCGCCCCCCAUAUUGGAAAGCCAUGCCCGCCAUCAGCACGGUCCCUGACAGCGCUGCAAGUCUCUCCUCCUUCCCCUCAUCCCUUUCCGAGCGCGGAGGAAGGCAGGAGAUGGGAAUGGGGAGGAAAGAAGGAGGGAGGAAGUCUUGGCUGGGCAGCAGCGGAGCAGCCUUGGCCCAUCGCUCUGCCGGCCAUUAGGUUCCAAGGACACGAGUCCAACGUGACAAGAUCCAGCUCCAGGUAAAGCGGCCGCAGGGAUGGGUCCCCCCCCCCUCAGGAGACGCUGGGCCAGCCCGGUGCGGGGAGGGACUCCAAAUCCCAGCAUCCCCAGCAUCCCAUCUGGAGGAUAAAACAUGAAGAAUGGUUGCAGGAACUGGGUAUGUCUAGUUUAAUGAAAAGAAGGACUAGGGGAGACAUGAUUGCAGUGGUCCAAUAUCUCAGGGGUUGCCACAAAGAAGAGGGAGUCAAGCUAUUCUCCAAAGCACCUGAGGGCAGGAAAAGAAGCAAUGGGUGGAAACUAAUCAAGGAGAGAAGCAACUUAGAACUAAGGAGAAAUUUCCUGACAGUGAGAACAAUUAACCAGUGGAACAACUUGCCUCCAUAAGUUGUAAAUGCUCCAAUACUGGAAGUUUUUAAGAAGAUGUUGGAUAACCAUGGUGGUGGUGGUUUUCCUGCCUAAGCAGGGGGUUGGACUAGAAGACCUCCAAGGUCCCUUCCAACUCUGUUAUUCUAUGUUCUAUGUAGUUUAAAACAUCUGGAGCACAAAGGCAAGGGUGCCUAUGUUAGACUAUGCCUCAUUUGAACAGUUAUGGCGUUGUUUUUUCCGUUCUUCUUCUUCCCUCUCCUGAAACCUUCCCAGAUCUUCGAAGGCAACAGCAACAACUACCAGGAAGGAGAAAUUUCAGGAAUGGAGGGAGGGAGGAAGGGAAGGAAGGAAGGAAGAGAGGGAGGGAAGGAAGGAAGGAAAGGAAGGAAGGAAGGAUGGAUGGAUGAAUCCAUUGAGACUUGGGCUCAAAGGAGAAAGCAAUUUUCUGUUCUGUUUUAUCAGAGACGGGACUUCGUUGGCAAUCCAAGUUAACAUUGGUAUUCUUAAAGUGUGAACUCUUAGAAAAGUAUUCCCUCCUUGUGUGAUGCAAUCAGCCAUUUCCAGUGGGGAAAACAAGACAAAGCAGAGUGGGGAAAAACAUUUUCCUUUGCUAUAUUUCCAGUCUGAAUUAGGAUCAUGGCAGGGUCCCUGCAGCACAGGCAUUACAUGUAUGUGAAUGACCCAGGUUGCACUCCAGAGAAUGCUGGUUGGCAGAGAUGAUGCCCACCUCCUAAAAGAAACAAUUAUCUGAAACAUGAGCAAAUCACUAGUUUGCUGUGGCAUAGAUUCUCUGUGUGAAUUGUUUGAGCAAAAUAUGUAAACUCUAACUCUUUUAAUUUGGAUGAUUAAGUUAUAGAUACAAAUCUUGGAGCCUCAGAGGCUCAUGUUAUUAGUUCAUCCCAAUAUAAUAAUGCAGAGCAGGAGUUCGUUCUUCUGGUAGGUUACCUCAUAUGCAAUUCAAUAAACAUACAAAUCCUUGGCUAGAAGAAAUCAGAUUUUUUAGAUGUAUUUUCUCUCAAUUAUAUUGAGUCCACUUCUAUGAAAUAUUAAAAAUGAUGUUUCCAUUGAGCUUUAUUUUUAUGCUUUACCUUUUUGUUAUGUCAAUGUAUUUUAGUUUAUAUAAAUCUUGUAUUGUUCAUUGUACACUAAUUCCAGUGGUGAAAUGUAAAAUUUGUUACUACCGGUCUGUGGGCGUAGCUUGGUGCGGUGGGUGGGUACUAUGACUGAGUGGGUGUGGCCAACUUUUUUUUUUUUUUACUUUUAAAACCAUUUUUUCUACAACCUCUUUGGCUGAAGAGGUUGUUAAAAAAUGCUUUUAAAGCCUCUGACGAUCCCAGCUGACUUGCCUGAUCAGCAGAGGCUUUUUUUCCUUUUUUUAAAAAAAAAGCCUCUGACGAUCCCAGCUAACGUGCCUGAUCGGCAGAGGCUUUUUUUCCUUUUAAAAACAUUUUUUCUAUAACCUCUUCAGCCGAAGAGGUUGUAGAAAAAAUGCUUUUAAAAAUAAAAUAAAAGCCUCUGAUGAUUGCGCGGCUCAGCUGGGCAAUGGGAGUGGGCAGGGUUUUUUGCUACCGGUUCUCCGAACCACCUGCCUCCAUCACUACCGGAUCAGGCGUUCCGGUCCAAACCAGGAGCAUUUCACCCCUGACUAAUUCUUUUGAAACAAAAUGAUUGCCUUCCAAUAGAUCAUAUAGUGGAACAUGCAAUCUUUUCAGUUUUUACAUUUGAGCUUAAGCUGAUUAUUAACACGGGCAAGAUGAAACAUUCCAAUCAGGCUAUAACUGUAGCAUUAUUUUGAAUACUUCUAAAUGCUUCUAAAUUUUCUAAAGACUAACAAACUUUAGAAGCCAUUUGUUUUGUCGAUAACGGUUUGACUCUCCAACAACUUGUUCAGUCUUCAAAACAUAACUACCAUUUUAUUGCAGUAUUAAAUAUUUUACAUAUAUGGUUUACAUUUAAAUUAUGCCACUUUAAAACAUUUGAUGGCAACUUCAUAUGCUAAAUAAAGCUAUUAAAAACA
This is a messenger RNA of Pantherophis guttatus, 5574 nucleotides long. RefSeq names its product proline rich and Gla domain 1 (gene PRRG1). The record is from RefSeq and is a predicted model, not a curated record. Lineage: Eukaryota; Metazoa; Chordata; Lepidosauria; Squamata; Colubridae. Gene Ontology annotation, molecular function: calcium ion binding. Gene Ontology annotation, cellular component: extracellular region.